Kluyveromyces marxianus DMKU3-1042 is the source of this 891-nucleotide messenger RNA. RefSeq names its product protein transporter YIF1 (gene YIF1). The transcript has a single exon. Gene Ontology annotation, cellular component: COPII-coated ER to Golgi transport vesicle; endoplasmic reticulum-Golgi intermediate compartment; endoplasmic reticulum membrane. NCBI's taxonomy places the organism in Eukaryota, Fungi, Ascomycota, Saccharomycetes, Saccharomycetales, Saccharomycetaceae. The record is from RefSeq and is a predicted model, not a curated record. The coding region runs from base 1 to 891 and encodes 296 amino acids. Gene Ontology annotation, biological process: endoplasmic reticulum to Golgi vesicle-mediated transport.
AUGUCUUAUAAUCCAUAUUAUAGCGAAUUUGGCAGUGAAAACAAUGUAGCUGCUGGAAGACAUAAACAUCCACAACAGGAGGUAGCAGGAGCCGCACAUACUACUGCUCAACAACCUCAGACGCAACCAAAUGGAUCUUUUUUCCCAACUGCAAGCACAAACAUGGCAUUUCAAUUUGGUCAAACGGCUUUCAACCAGUUUGUUGGGCAAGAAAAUAUCAGUCAUCUUCAUGAAACUGUUUCCAAAGCUACAGGAGCUACAAAUUCAAGCAUCUCACACUACUUUCAGGUGUCAAACUCCUAUGUCUUUCAUAAAUUGAAGAUCAUAACGGUACCAUUUCUGCAAAAGAACUGGCAACGUAUCCCCGACUCUUCGAAUUCUUUCCAACCACCUCGUGUUGAUGUGAAUUCUCCAGACUUGUAUAUUCCAGUCAUGGGAUUAGUGACGUAUAUUCUGGCUUGGAAUCUCGGUCAAGGUUUGAAUGGGUCAUUUGAUCCAGAGAAUUUGUAUUUCAAGCUUUCUUCUACAUUAGCAUUCUUCUUUUUGGAUUUGAUAAUACUAAGACUCGGAUUAUAUCUACUAGUGAGCAAUACUACAUCCCCUGUUACUUCUUUAGUAGAACUUACAUGCUAUGUUGGAUACAAGUUUGUUCCUUUGAUUUUUUCUAUGUUUUUCCCUGCAUCUUUUGUAUGGUUAAAUCGUUUGGCAAAAUUAUCUCUCUUUGGUGCAUUUGGGGUCUUUUUAUUGAGAUCAAUAAAAUUCAACCUAUUUGUAGAUAUGGGAAACAAUACAGACUUCUCAUUCAAGAAGGGAACUGUCAAGAAAGUAAACUAUUUCCUAUUCUUUUACGGCUUCUUCUGGCAAAGUGUUUUGAUGUGGCUAAUGGGCUGA